Molecule: messenger RNA, 1486 nt
Organism: Paralichthys olivaceus (Japanese flounder)
Lineage: Eukaryota; Metazoa; Chordata; Actinopteri; Pleuronectiformes; Paralichthyidae
Product: 26S proteasome non-ATPase regulatory subunit 11A
Biological process (GO): ubiquitin-dependent protein catabolic process
Cellular component (GO): proteasome regulatory particle, lid subcomplex
Molecular function (GO): protein binding; structural molecule activity
Source: RefSeq, a predicted model, not a curated record
AGGAGGCGGAGCUCGGCUGCACCUGUAGGGGGCGCCACAGCUGCUGACCGGAACCCAGCGGGGCAGAGGAAAGAUGGCAGCCGCGGCGGUGGCUGAGUUUCAGAGAGCUCAGUCUCUUCUGGGGACAGACCGGGACGCGUCCAUCGACAUCUUACACUCGAUAGUGAAGCGGGACAUCCAGGAGAGUGAUGAGGAGGCAGUGCGGGUUAAAGAGCAGAGCAUCCUGGAGCUGGGUGCACUGCUGGCCAAGACAGGACAGGCUGCGGAACUUGGGGGCCUGCUAAAGUAUGUACGCCCCUUCCUCAACUCCAUCUCCAAGGCCAAGGCAGCCCGGCUGGUCCGCUCCCUGCUUGACCUCUUCCUGGACAUGGAGGCCGCCACAGGUCAGGAGGUCGAGCUCUGCCUGGAGUGCAUAGAGUGGGCUAAAGCUGAGAAGAGGACCUUCCUCCGACAGGCGCUAGAGGCUCGUCUCAUUUCACUGUAUUUCGACACAAAGUGCUACCAGGAAGCACUGCAACUCGGCUCCCAGUUGCUGCAGGAGCUAAAGAAGAUGGACGACAAGGCCCUGCUGGUGGAGGUUCAGCUGCUGGAGAGUAAGACGUACCACGCGCUGAGUAACCUUCCCAAGGCCCGUGCCGCCCUCACCUCUGCCAGGACAACCGCCAACGCCAUCUACUGCCCACCCAAACUACAAGCAGCUUUAGACAUGCAGUCAGGGAUUAUUCACGCGGCAGAGGAGAAGGACUGGAAGACGGCUUAUUCCUACUUCUACGAGGCCUUUGAGGGCUACGAUUCCAUCGACAGCCCCCGAGCCAUCAUAGCCAUCAAAUACAUGCUGCUCUGCAAAAUCAUGCUCAACUUGCCAGACGAUGUCCAAGCCCUCAUCAGCGGGAAGCUAGCUCUCCGGUACGCUGGCAGAGAGAUGGACUCUCUGAAAUGUGUGGCACAGGCCAGCAAGAACCGGUCGCUCGCAGACUUUGAAAAGGCACUGACAGAGUACAAACCUGAGCUGAGUGAUGACCCCAUCAUCAGCACCCAUCUGACCAAGCUGUACGACAACCUGCUGGAGCAGAAUCUCAUCAGGGUCAUCGAACCUUUCUCCAGGGUCCAGAUAGCACACAUUUCCUCCCUCAUCAAACUCUCAAAGGGAGACGUGGAGAGGAAGUUAUCACAGAUGAUUCUGGAUGAGAAGUUUCACGGUAUAUUGGACCAAGGCGAAGGCGUCCUGAUUGUCUUCGACGAGCCAGUUGUGGACAAGACGUACGAGGCGGCCCUGGAGACCAUUCAGAACAUGAGCAAAGUGGUUGACUCGCUCUACAACAAAGCCAAGAAGCUCACAUAAGAGAGAGCGAAGUGUCCGUCCUCCUGUCCGGAGUGAUGUGGACAAGUCAGACCUCCGUGGAUCGCUCACUUCAACCCAGGAGGGGACGGAGGAGGGGAGGAGCAACGAGGAGAGUACAAACACUCAACAAUCCAGCAAGCAAAU